CGCAUCUCAAAAAGCGGGAAAAUUCCAAGAUGGCGGAAGAUUCUAAAGUUUGGGUGGAAAAUCAGAAAAUUGUGCAAAGUAUUCACCAGAAAUUGAAGAAAGAAUUAAGUCAGAUUGCAAAGGCAAAGUCAUGGAGUGUUGAGAAGACAGAAGCUUUCGAGAAAAGUCUAAACGAGCUGUAUAAGGAUGUAAUCCAGGAGAGUGUUAAAUCUAAUGUUUCUGUGAAUGGAAAAGAAUGGGUAGAUGAACUGAACACAACACAAACAACAGCAAAACCAGUUCAAGAGCCUGUCAAUAAAGAACGAUUAAAAGAAGUCAACAACAUGUGGAUGUCUUUAGAAGACUUAAUCAGAGAUACAACCAGCAAACACAAGACCUAUCCACCUAAGAUUACACAAACUAUGACAAAUGUACUGAGAAGUAAAGUAGAAUUACUGGAAAAGUAUUCGCCAGUUGUUAAAAGUGACACCAUAGAAACCUCUAGGCCAACCUGCCAAGAUGAAAGUGAUUGUACACAAAGACUACAAGCUGCAAUGACAGAACAAGCUCUUCUUACCAAGAAAUUCCCAUCUUUGCAAACAAAAACAGAAGAUCUUCACCAGGCUAUGAUCACACACAAAGAAAUGCAAGACAGUGAGACAGAUGCCGUCUUGUUUGGUAAAACACCAAAACCUUCAAGAAGAAGCACAAGAACACCUCGAACCCCUGACAGAUAUGGUAGUCCAGCAAAAACAAAGCAAUCUGCUAAGAAAACUUCUUUGCGAAAUAAUUUAAUAACAAAAACACUUUCUUAUUCUUAUAAGAAAAAAUAAUUUUACCAUAAUUUUUAUCUGACAAAUUUUAUUAUUUUGUAUGUGAAUACAAAUGACUUAAAACAAUGUAAAUACAUUAAAGUUACUGUAAACAUGAUGGUUAAGAUCAUGAGAACUACUUAGUUUGAAGCCAAAGAGCUUGUCCCAUGUAGUCAUGUAACAUGCAGUAACUAGCACUAAGGUACAACAUUGUAGAAGUAGUUUACAAAAAAAUAUCAUUAAUUUGUUGUUAUUUCAGUAGAAAAUUAAUUGAUUAAGCUUAUCCAAUGUUGCACCUCUCACAAAUAUUGGAGGAUUUAGAAUUUAGUAUUAUAUUAGUAUUUAGUAUGGAAAGUAUGUUGGUCCUUGUGUGAUGAUGCUAAUAUAAAAUAGUGAAAUGUAAUCCUUGUAGUCUCGAUUGCCUUCAUUUUGACUCUUCUUCUCCCAGGUGGCCACCUCAAAACCCCUUUGAGAACAAUUGUCACUAAAUGAAGCCUGAUAGAGUAGAUACAAGGUAAUUGUAGUGCAAAGAUGUUUAAACCCAAGGAAUCAACAACCAAAGGAAGGAAAGCUGAAGAGGUCUUUUUAAUCCUGGCAGCAUAUUUUAACAAAGUGUAAAAUAUUAAAAUAGUGCAAAUUAUUUUGUGGAUUAAAUGUUAUUCAAAGGA
This is a messenger RNA of Exaiptasia diaphana, 1459 nucleotides long. RefSeq lists its product as uncharacterized. Gene Ontology annotation, biological process: mitotic sister chromatid segregation. The transcript is spliced from 6 exons. NCBI's taxonomy places the organism in Eukaryota, Metazoa, Cnidaria, Anthozoa, Actiniaria, Aiptasiidae. Gene Ontology annotation, cellular component: kinetochore; MIS12/MIND type complex. The record is from RefSeq and is a predicted model, not a curated record. Bases 30 to 812 code for a protein of 260 amino acids.